ACACACCUACACCCCUCUCUCACCUUUCUCAACGUCUACACUAGCAUUGCAAUCUGGUCUGUGUGCCAUGAUGAGGAGACACGCUCUAGCCGGCGGAGGAGGCCUCCUGAGCCUCGGCAUGGUAUGGAGCCAGGCUAUGUGCGCAAAGGCGAGCAACGGACACAGUCACCACUCGGCCUUCGCCUCCGCCCCGCCGCGGCCUUCUGGAAGUUCCGCCGUUGGCGUUGGUGCUGGUGCUGCCUUUGGCGAUCGUGCUAGUAGCGCGGGGGUUGACGCAGGGACGAAGGGGAUUCGGCGCGGCAGCCAUCAGAGGAGGCUUUGUGGCGGGGGUGACGACGAGGACGGGGGAGCGCGGGCUGGAAGGCGUGAUCACUCUCAGCUUAUCUUCGUGGGGGCGGGGUCCAGCACGGCCGUACCUAGCGCCUUUCUCCUUCUCCACCCGGAGCUGGACACUAAGCAGACAGCGAUCGCUCAGCUAUCGGUGGCGACACCACCAGAAGUAAACAAAAACUACAGGGGCAACACGUCCGUGCUCGUGAGAAUAGCCAAGGAGAGGCGGAUCACUCCCAACAGCGACAGCGACGGCGAUAGUGAUGGGCAGUCACAAGCGGAAGAGGUCACGCGUGAGGGGCGGAGCAACACGCAAGUCAAGCACGUGCAGAUAGACACAGGGAAGACAUGGCGGGAAGGCGCCAUCAGAUGGUUCCCGAGGCACGGGGUGCGUGGAUUGGACGGGAUCGUCUUGACGCACGAUCAUGCGGACGCCAUGCUUGGCCUUGACGAUGUUCGGAGCAUACAGGACUCAAGGAAGCGAACUCCAACACCUGUCCACGUGUCCGAAAGAACCGACCGGUCUGUACGAAGGGUUUUUCCCUACUUGGUGGGCCGUGAGGAUGACAACGGGGCGGGCGGGAGGUUCGUGGCGGCCUUGAACUUCAACGUCUUUCAAGAUUUCCAGCCGUUCGAGGUUGGAGGGUUGGAAAUCACUCCGUUUCCGGUGAUGCACGGAGAGGACUACGUCUCCCACGGGUUUCUGUUCGGUCCAGAAGGGAACAAGAUCUGCUACAUCUCCGACGUCAGCCGAGUGCCGCCGGAGAGCAUGGAGUUUUUGGAGAAACACGGACCAAUGCAGCUGCUGGUCUGCGAUGCUCUCAUGGUGUCCAAGAAGCACCGCACUCACUUCUGGUGA
Molecule: messenger RNA, 1189 nt
Organism: Ectocarpus sp. CCAP 1310/34
Lineage: Eukaryota; Phaeophyceae; Ectocarpales; Ectocarpaceae
Source: the annotation of a GenBank genome assembly